Molecule: messenger RNA, 234 nt
Organism: Trichoderma virens Gv29-8
Lineage: Eukaryota; Fungi; Ascomycota; Sordariomycetes; Hypocreales; Hypocreaceae
Exons: 2
Molecular function (GO): protein binding
Source: RefSeq, a predicted model, not a curated record
GCCCUGCACAGGGCGACGGAAAACAACUACGAGAAAGUGCUAGAAACUCUGCUCAAUAACAACGCGGAUAUUAAUUUACAUACGGAGGGCGGCGAGGCGUCACUCCACUGGGCAGCAAUAAACGGCCACAGAGAGCCAUCUUCCAAUACAGUGGUUCACCUACUUCUGGGGAGCGGAGCUGAAGUUGCUGCUCAGAGCGGCGAAGGGAAGACUGCACUAUCUAUUGCUACCGAA